Ipomoea triloba (trilobed morning glory) is the source of this 576-nucleotide messenger RNA. Its product is annotated as early nodulin-like protein 1. The record is from RefSeq and is a predicted model, not a curated record. The transcript is spliced from 2 exons. Gene Ontology annotation, molecular function: electron transfer activity. Gene Ontology annotation, cellular component: plasma membrane. Bases 1 to 576 code for a protein of 191 amino acids. NCBI's taxonomy places the organism in Eukaryota, Viridiplantae, Streptophyta, Magnoliopsida, Solanales, Convolvulaceae.
AUGGGGUCAAACGUUGUUGUUUUUGUGAGCUAUCUGUUGUUGAUGGGAUUUGUAUGCUUGUCUGAAGCUCAUACGUUGUACGUUGGUGGGAAAGAUGGUUGGGUUUUGCAGCCCUGUGAUGGGUUGAACCAUUGGGCCGGAGAAAACCGCUUCCAGAUCAACGAUACACUUAUUUUCAGGUACGAGAAAGGAGAGGAUUCAGUUCUUGUGGUUAACAAAAAGGAUUACUAUCAGUGCAACAAGACAAGCCCAAUCGAUAACCUGACAGAUGGGAAUUCUAGUGUGACAUUGACGAGGUCAGGUGAAUUUUUUUUCAUAAGUGGCCAAGCUGAUAAUUGUGAAAAGGGACAGAAGCUUAUCAUUAUUGUUAUGUCUCCCCAACAUCCUAAGCCUCCUACCGUUAUUCCUCCACCACUACCUUCUCCCACCUCCGUCACUCCGCCGUCUCCCGCCCCGGCACCGGCCCCCGGCCCCGCCUUGGAUAAGUCGACGGCAACAGCGGUUCAUGCCUCGGUUGGCACAUUAUGGGGAUCCGCACUCUUGCUGGCUCCACUUUUCAUGAUGAGCUUGGGUUGA